This is a messenger RNA of Medicago truncatula (barrel medic), 1163 nucleotides long. RefSeq names its product calcineurin B-like protein 7. Gene Ontology annotation, molecular function: calcium ion binding; kinase binding. Bases 67 to 774 code for a protein of 235 amino acids. Lineage: Eukaryota; Viridiplantae; Streptophyta; Magnoliopsida; Fabales; Fabaceae. The transcript has 7 exons. The record is from RefSeq and is a predicted model, not a curated record. Gene Ontology annotation, biological process: calcium-mediated signaling.
AGGCUUGGAAAAAGUUGAUCACUCCAUGUGCAUGGAACAUAUUCCAGCUCAAAGUGGUGGAUACAAAUGAGAAUCAAACCAACUUGUGUGGAUACUGCUACACCAGCUCUAUCUGGCAUAUGUUCUAGUCAAAUCGCAAGUGCACAUAUAUAUACGGUUAAUUCAUCCCCAAAGUCUGGGAAACAUAAGCAAGUCUUUUUGAUGGGGUGUGCUUGCACCAAACCGCAAUUUCGGCAUGAAGAUCCAGCAAUUCUUGCUGAACAAACUUAUUUUAAUGUUUCUGAAAUUGAAGCAUUAUAUGAUCUCUUCAUGAAAUUAAGCAGCUCAAUGGUCAAUGAUGGGCUAAUUAGCAAAGAAGAGUUUCAACUUGGCUUAUUCGGAAGCAGCAAGAAACAGAAUCUCUUUGGUGACAGGGUGUUCAAUAUAUUUGACUCAAAAAAUGAUGGUAUGAUAGAUUUUGGAGAGUUUGUUAAAGCUUUAAGCGUUUUCCAUCCAGCAGCGCCUCAACCACAAAAGGCAGCUUUUGCAUUUCGACUCUAUGAUAUAUGGCAAAGAGGCUUUAUUGAAAGAGAUGAGGUAAGAGAGAUGAUACUGGCACUCCUAAGAGAAUCUGAUUUGGUUCUUUCUCAUGAGAUGAUUGAGGUCAUAAUUGAUAAGGCAUUUCAAGAAGCUGAUUUAAAAAGAGAUGGAAUUAUUGAUCAAGAGGAAUGGGAAAGUUUUGUUGCUCAAAAUCCAUCCUUAUUGAGGAAUAUGACAAUUCCAUAUCUGAAGUAAUAUCCACUUUUCCUUUCAUGCAUUUCCUUCUAGGAGUCUUUGUGGAUAGGUUAUGUUAGUAUUUGGACUCUUAACAUACACACACCCUACUCCCACCACACUUAUGAUUGGACCGAUAAUGUUGACUUGAUAGCAUAUGCUCUAAAGAGCUAUAUCAUAAUUAAAAUUUUGAGUUGGAUCUAGAUCAACCUUACCGAACCACAGUGACACUCCUCUAAAGAAUAAAUUUGUUUUAAAAUUGAGGUAACUCACAAUCUUGCCGUCAUUUCCGACAACCACAUAAUAUAUACCAUCAAUGCGGUUUUGUUUGACUAUUAGAAGUGGAUAAAAAAAAAAUAUAUAUAUUCUAAUUAAGCAUCGUCAUAUUUGUGGUUAUAAGUAACCCUUGC